This is a messenger RNA of Dromiciops gliroides (monito del monte), 3281 nucleotides long. It is a transcript of the gene C1GALT1, whose product is annotated as core 1 synthase, glycoprotein-N-acetylgalactosamine 3-beta-galactosyltransferase 1. Gene Ontology annotation, cellular component: membrane. Gene Ontology annotation, molecular function: N-acetylgalactosaminide beta-1,3-galactosyltransferase activity. Bases 170 to 1384 code for a protein of 404 amino acids. Lineage: Eukaryota; Metazoa; Chordata; Mammalia; Microbiotheria; Microbiotheriidae. The transcript has 4 exons. The record is from RefSeq and is a predicted model, not a curated record.
CUGCGCCGCCGCCCCCCUCGGCCUCGGCCCGCCCGGCUCCGCCAGGUCCGGCAGGCCGUGGGCGGCUCGGGCUAGCGGGCCCGCCGGGCGGCGGGCGGAGGGGACCGGAGGAGCCGCCGCCGGACGCAGGUGAUGAGCCCCCCGUCCCUGCCGAGGGGCCCCCCAGGACAUGGCCUCCAAGUCGCUGCCCAGCCUGCUCGCCUUCCUGUGUGGCUCCACCGUGGGCUUCUUCCUCUGCUACCAGCUCCUGCACAUCUUCCUGGAGAAGCCGGCCGAAAUCCAGCCUUACAUUCUCCACAACGAUCCGCAUGCCAGGCACUCGGAGGACGCUGGCCACGGGCACCUCGAAGGCCAGAUGGACUUCAAUGCAGACACCAGCCAGCACAGAGAUGAGGACAAGCAUAUGGCCGAGGAGCUCUACCACAAGGUCAGGGUGCUGUGCUGGGUCAUGACGGGGCCCCAGAACCUCGAGAAGAAGGCGCGGCACGUCAAGGCCACGUGGGGCCGGCGCUGCAACAAGAUCCUGUUCAUGAGCUCGGAGGAGAACAAGGACUUCCCCACGGUGGGGCUGGACACCAGGGAGGGCCGCGACCAGCUCUACUGGAAGACCAUCCGGGCCUUCCACUAUGUGCACGAGCAUCACCUGGACGAGGCCGACUGGUUCAUGAAGGCGGACGACGACACCUACGUGGUCCUGGACAAUCUGCGCUGGCUGCUGUCCCGGCACGACCCCGCCGCGCCCGUCUACUUCGGGCGGCGCUUCAAGCCCUACGUGAAGCAGGGCUACAUGAGCGGGGGCGCGGGCUACGUGCUCAGCAAGGAGGCCCUCCGCAGGUUCGUGCGGGCCUUCCAGACCAACAAGUGCUCCCACAGCUCCUCCGUGGAGGACCUGGCGCUCGGCAAGUGCAUGGAGGCCAUCGGUGUGGAGGCCGGGGACUCGCGGGACCCCAGCGGCAAGGAGACCUUCCACCCCUUUGUGCCGGAGCACCACCUCAUCAAGGGCUACCUGCCCAAGACCUUCUGGUACUGGAACUACAACUACUACCCACCCGUGGAGAUACCAGCCCGUGUCCCCUGGGGCGUCAGCCAAGCAGACGAGCGAGGCCAACAAAAGGGCAGAGCCCCCAGCAGAAGUUGGGAAGCCGGUCAAGGGGGAGCCCUCUUGAGCAGGAGGGGGCCAUGUGGGGCCUCUGCGCCCCAGCAGCAGGCGGUCAGGGUGGUGCAGGGACAAGCCUGGCAGGAGUGCUUUUCAAAUGGACGUGCCGCCUUCUGCAGGAAGCAGGGACAGCGGCUGGGGAGUCUGCCCGACUGUUGGCACAGGGACAGCUGGCAGACGGAUGGGCGGGUGGACGGAGAGAUGAAGGAUUCGUCUUCUCCGGACUAAGCGCCCCUGUUUGUUGGCUGCUGGGAGACCGCCCGGUAGAAGAGUUUGCUUUUGCCCCCAACUCCUCCGUCCCGUAGCCAUCACGGAGGGGGGUCAGCAGCCAGGCUCCUGGUGCACUCUGGGAAGCAGCAGGUCUGGCCAGGGCAGGGGGGCUUCUGUUCUGAUCCAACCGACCUUACCCAGAAGAGACCCGCACGCCCUGAGCUUGGCUCUGCUUGAUUCGGUGACGUGGGGGCUGUGUAGACCUCAGCAUCUCCAUGCCUAGCGCAGACCUAACUGGCCAACUCCAGAGGAAGGUGCCCAGAAUGCCCGCUCCAGGACCCAGCAGAAGACGCCUCCCCUCUACUGGCCUGGCGUGGCACAGAUGCUCACUCGGUCCACACCUCUCCUGCCCACUGUUCAUCCCUAGCCCCACAGACCUGGCUGGGCCCUGGGUCUGUCCACAUUCUCCCACGGGCCUAGCUUGGUCUUCUCUGAGUGCCCCUCUCCCGUGUUUCCUUGUGUCCUAGUGGACCCUUCAGUGGCCUGCCAAGAGUGUGUCUGGUCCUUCGGCAGGAGCCAGCCUUCGUCCACGCAGGCUCUGGGGCAGGGGCUGCCAUCAUGCUCCUUCCCCCAGGGAGCCAGGAGGCUCCUGGGCCUAGCUUCCCUGCCCCCACCACUUUUGGGUGGCCAUAAAAUGUGCAGGAUGCUCCGCCCAGCCUGGGAGCACUGCUGGCCCCACCCUCCAGGUGAUGGGUCCCCAGGAUCAGAGCCAGGUGUCUUCUGGGCUCCUCUUUACAGACAUCCUCAGAGCUCAGAGAUUAUUGGUGAUGGAAAUGGGAUGGAGAGAGAUGGGGCCUCUCCCGGCUUGGAUUAUAAGUGGGCAGCGGCCCAUGGGGUCCAGCAGGGAGUCCGGGCGAGCUGUUUCUUCAGAGGCCUCACCCUGCGGCUGAUGACUCAUCCAAAGUGGAGAGCAGAGCAUCGUGGGAGGCCGGCUCUCCGGGGGACCAGCAAGUGGCCGAGAACAAGGCGAGGCGGUAUUUCUGUUCCUCUUGAUGUGGAAGCUCCCCUGUGGAUGGCUGGGACCCUCAGCCAGAGCCCCCAUGCGAGCAUGACUGCAUUUCCAGUUCAAGCCCUGGGCCCAGCGUUAUUCUUGUUGGUUUAAACCCUUCCCUUUCCUGUUGUGCCCCCAAGCUCAUGGAUGGGGCGUUUUACCAUCAAGCUUCUGCUGGGCGCAGGGCACUGCCCCUAGUCCUGGGGGGGGCUUCUCAAGGGCCUGCCUCCACGGCCUGCCAUUGGGGCCCUGCGGACAGUGGCAAUCAUGGCAUCCUGGGAAGGAGGAGGCGGGGCCGGGGGGCUCCAGGAGUUUUCUCACAGGCCCCCAGAAGCAGGCGCUUGCUCUUGCCCCCAUGGGCAUGCCGGAUCCCAGAGGAAACAGCUCUUGGGCCUCUUUGUCCUGCCUCUUCCACUGCCUGGCCCCUGCUGUGGGGCAGCCUCUUCAUCUUCAGCUUUCCCAGCACGUUCCCUGCUGCACGGGUUCAAGUCCAAGAAAGAUGGCAGACUCAGGCCUCCUGGCUCGGCCUCUUCUCCCGAGCCUGGCUCACUGGUGUCUGGCUGUGGGCAGCAGUUGAUGGGUGGCGGUCACCAGGCCCACCCCAGGAAGGGCGCCCAGUGCAGCCGCCCAGGGGAGGGGCUGGAGCCACAGGUUUCCUGCAGCCUAAAGUCUGCGCUUGGGGCUGCUCUGCCCUCUGUCCUAGGUGCCCGAAGGGGACACAAGGCUGCCCUUCCCUCCUGCUGGGGCUGAGGAUUCUUUGUAAACUCGCGUUUCUGAAGUGCCUUUUGGAUGUGAUGGUUUUUUGAAACCCGGGAAUUUAAACCAAGAAUUGCACAAAAAUAAAGACAAAUGCCCAUCUUCUGA